Molecule: messenger RNA, 3532 nt
Organism: Xyrauchen texanus (razorback sucker)
Lineage: Eukaryota; Metazoa; Chordata; Actinopteri; Cypriniformes; Catostomidae
Product: selenocysteine insertion sequence-binding protein 2-like
Exons: 19
Coding region: 200-2470 (756 amino acids)
Biological process (GO): selenocysteine incorporation
Cellular component (GO): ribonucleoprotein complex
Molecular function (GO): selenocysteine insertion sequence binding; mRNA 3'-UTR binding; ribonucleoprotein complex binding
Source: RefSeq, a predicted model, not a curated record
GUCCCCGCACCGACAGAGCUAGUUGUCAACUUUGAGCUUAAUCUCUAAAUAUUUGGCCUGCUAGUUUCACACCAGAGACAAACGGAGUACGGGGUUUUAAAAUGGAGGAUGUUAAAUAUGGAAAGAUAUUGAAUGCUGCUGGAGUUUUGAAUCCACUGAAGUUGUUUGAUGCAUAGCCUUCUGCUAAAGCGAGACAAAAAUGGAGGAUAAGUUAAAAAGAUCUUCACCGAAGGAUCAAACAGGCCAGUCCUCAUGUGAAGACUGGUUUAAGAGAAGGCAAAGAUCAGUAGACCAUCAGUAUGACACAACACCAAGAAAACACAGCUACAGCUCUCUCAAAACUCAUCAUAGUGGACUAAAUGACGGCUCAAACAAGGACAAUAGAGCUGAGCCUUCCUCCCAGGAUAAAAGAAUCAGCAGAAGAUCAACAGACCGAAGAGAGCUGAGAUAUUCUUCUAAAAAUCUUUGUGUUCAGCAGAAGAAAGAAAGUCAUACACAUCUGGGAUGGCAUGAGGGUUACAGAGGGACCACACCUACUCCAAACCCUGCUGACAGAGCCAAAUCAGCAGUUACAUGUAGUAGCACAUUUGAAAUGAAACUGGCAGAUUUCCCUGAAUUGGGUGACAUCACACUCGGCAACCCCUCAGCAAACUCUUGGCACCAGGAACCAUCAACAGGUGUUGGUGCAGUCAUGCCAGCAGAGGGACAGCAGUCACCAGCAGUCAUCUGGAAGAAUGUAUCAAAGCGAAGAACCAAGUCUGCUCAGCAAGUCCCAUCAAGUGGAAUGAGUGAAGAUCCGGAUAGUGCAUUAUCCAAUCCCAUUGGAUCACCUGCACCAUCCUGGGCAAAUAUUGCCUCUCAGCCUCUCAAAGUAAUUCAGGAAAUUCCUAAAGCCAGUGCAUCCUCUCAGGAGGAUUUAUCGGCACAACCAGCAGAACAGAAAGCAGAGAAGAAGAGAAGAAAGAAAAAGAAGAAAUCCAAAACAGCCUCUGAAGACAUAAAGGAGCAGACACCAGAGGAACAUUUCAUUCAGCAGGAACCACCAAAGUUUGAGGAUGAAGAGGAGUUUCCAGACCUGUCGCUUGCAUUUGAACUCAAAAGACAUUCUGGAGCACAGAAAGAAGGAUUGUCUCUAAAUCCGGAGAUAAAAUUCAAAUCCACUACAUCAAAUUCUGCCUCUAGAGACACAAAGAAAACACAGCAGACUAGUCAGAAGAAGUCAAAAGUUCCUGUACAGCUUGACCUUGGAAACAUGCUGACAUUUCUUGAACAGAAGCAACAGUCUCAGAAAUCAAAACAAGACCAGCGGCCAGUAAUACUAUCAGUUGGUGGAGCUCUGCCUGUAGUACACAAAGACCCUUCAGUUCAGAAGAAGCCAUGGCAGCAAGAAAAGACACCACACAACCCAUUGGACUCCACCUGUCCUUUAGUGAAAAAGGGAAAGCAACGAGAAGUUCCCAAGGCAAAGAAACCAACACCACUGAAAAGAGUCAUUCUGCGGGAAAGAGAGGAGAGAAAACAGAACCGCUUGCUAGUGGAGAGAGACCCAGCCAGUUUGGCCUCCGAACCUUGUGAAAAGGAAACUAGUUAUAGCGAAAACCCUUCUGAAACAAGUCUGACUGACCAGGACCAACAUGUUCUUACAGAUACAGAUGACAACCCUGAAGUUGUUGGUACUGAAGAGUCAGAGAGUGACCAGCCUGCUUCACCAUCUAAUGACAGGGAUAACAGUCUGGUAGAAAAUGCAACAUUACAAACCUGCAAUCCCAGUUCCAAUCCCAAUCUUCCCAAAAUCCACAGCAGGAAGUUUAGAGACUACUGCAACCAGGUACUUAGCAAAGAUGUAGAUGAAUGUGUGAGUGGCUUAUUGAAGGAGCUGGUGAGGUUUCAGGAUCGUCUGUAUCAGAAAGAUCCCAUGAAAGCCAGGAUGAAGCGGCGUCUGGUCAUGGGCCUCAGAGAAGUGCUGAAGCACCUCAAACUCAAGAAGGUCAAGUGCGUUAUCAUCUCACCCAACUGUGAAAGGAUUCAGUCCAAAGGUGGUCUAGAUGAGGCUCUUCACACUAUUAUUGAAACAUGCCGUGAUCAAGGCAUUCCAUUUGUGUUCGCCUUGUCGAGAAAGGCACUGGGCCGCUGUGUUAAUAAAGCUGUCCCUGUCAGCUUGGUGGGCAUCUUUAACUAUGAUGGCGCUCAGGACCUCUAUCAUAAAAUGGUUGAGUUAUCGGCUGAGGCGAGAAAGGCCUAUGAAGUGAUGAUGAUUGCAAAUAUUGAGUCAGCAUCACAGGAGCAGGAGGAAGUGCAGGAAGUGGAGCCACCAGUGGAACCUUCUGAACCUGAAGAGCCAGAAUACAUAAAAAUCUGGAAGAAAAUGCUGGAGAAAGAUUACAACCACCCCUUCCUGAACUUUGAGGAGCAGUUUUCAUCUGUCUCCAUCCAUUCAGAUCAGCUGCUGAAUGACCACGAAGGAAGUUGAUGGAGGUACACAAAUGAACGAGAAAAAAUGCUUGUUUUGCUGGGUGAGGCUUUAAGACUUGGACAUUGUGCGAUAAUGAAAAAGUCCAUCGAAGAGGAAUAGCUUGAAGUACCAAAUGUGCCUAUGAUUAUGUCUAGAGGAUUAUAUUGUAAUCAAAAAUGUAAACUUAUUCCUGUGGCCUGGAAUGCUGUAAGAAACCAAGAAGCAAUACAGCUGAAAAUGGAGAACAGCCCUUGACUAACAAUAUUUUCUUAGAGGUAUCACAGUUUGUUUCGCAAUCUGAAUGGUGAAUAUUUUUGCUAAUCUACAUUCACUCUAUUUCUAUUAAAAGAAGUGUUAAUAGUUUAAUAUUGAUCCUUGAAACAAUCUAGCCCCUAUAAUUAUGUACAUGUUUACAUUUGUAAAACAAAUGUAUUUUCUUUCCAGAAUUGAAUGCACAACUAUACUAAUCAUGACCACUGUGUUUGUAGACAAUGAGUUCUUUCAAACUCUCUCUUGAAAUCAGCAGGGCACCGUUUAAUUAUGAAGGCUGAUAAACAAAUGUUUGUAAUGACCAUGAACUGUUUGUUGGAAUACCGGCCUCCCUUAGAACUUAAUUCAUAGUCCUUACUUUUAAUGUGUAAGCCACCUUUAGCUGAUCUUCAUGUUUGAAUUCCUCAACACUAGCUAAUCCAUUUAUACUGAAUAUCUGUAGUUUCCAGAGUCCUUGUGGGAGGUUCUCUUUUGUAACAUUUACCCAGGUUUAUGUCUUGAUGCUGUUGACUGCAGUUAAUAGAAAAUGUGUAUGUUAUGCAAUUGUGUAGUACUCAGCUGAUCAGUGGUACGUAUACAUGUAGCAUAGAGCUGACAAUUCACAACUUCACUUUGCAGUACUAGGUAACUUAAGGAAUCAUUUCACAUAUGCAUUUUCUGCUUUGCUGCUAUGUACUCUGACAUGUAAGGAAUGUUGACUUUGGGACCAGAAACACCUUUGUGUUUGUGAAGAAUUCAAUGCAAGCACAAGAGUUUUCUCCGUUAUUUGCAAUAGAUUGUUUGCAAUAAACUAGUGUCUUUUAUGCGUAA